This is a messenger RNA of Setaria italica (foxtail millet), 2834 nucleotides long. Its product is annotated as nucleolar MIF4G domain-containing protein 1. Gene Ontology annotation, molecular function: protein binding; RNA binding. The coding region runs from base 198 to 2594 and encodes 798 amino acids. NCBI's taxonomy places the organism in Eukaryota, Viridiplantae, Streptophyta, Magnoliopsida, Poales, Poaceae. Gene Ontology annotation, biological process: ribosomal small subunit biogenesis. Gene Ontology annotation, cellular component: nucleolus. The transcript has 14 exons. The record is from RefSeq and is a predicted model, not a curated record.
UCCCUUCUCCGGUUCUCCCUCAGCGGCGGCUGCGCUUGGGCGAGGAGCCGAACCGAGCACGCCGCCGCCGCCGGGGCGUCGUGGUCACCGGGUUGGAAGCGGGGCGUUGGCGAGCACGUGCCUAAGAGGCGACGGCGGCGGAGAGGCAGCGUUCACCAGCCCCAAUCGAUUACUCGUCAGGAGCACUUGGAGUAAUCAUGGCAGGGAAAUCUGAGCAGAAAUCUCGGAAAGAGAGACGGAAAGAGGCGAGAUCGGAGAAGCAGAAGCUGCGGUUUCUCUCUUGGGUUCAGCACCAGGGUGGCAAAAAGAAGAAGCUGGCAAUGCCAGCAGUAGAGCCAAGCCCAGCAGAGGAGAAGAAACCAAAGAAAGAACCUGCUGCUGUGAAGAAAAAGAGGAAGAGGGAAGUAGAGGGUAAACACAAGCCCAAGUCGAACUUUCAGGAAUAUCUUGAGAUGGAGAUGGGUGGAGCUGUGAGCAUGGAGGAGGAUCUGGAGAUGGAGAGGAGGCUUGCGAAAAAGCUCAAAGUGAAGAAAGGAAAGUUGGGAGGUCCGGAUGAUGGUAUGGAUGAACUUUUUGCGGACCUUGGGUUUGGUGGCGACUUCGGGUUGGAUGAUGAAGCAAAUGCGUAUGAUUGGAAUGUGGAAGAUGACACUAAGCUGGACAGAAAAGGGAAAAAUAAAAAGAAGAAAGUCGAAAAGGAUGACAUGGAGACAGAGGAACUGAAUGUUGGGUAUGAAGAGAUCGAUCGGAAAAAGAAAAAGAAGAAGGUGAAGGAGGAUGACAUGGAGACGGAGGAACUGGAUGUCGGGGAUGAAGAGAAUGAACGGAAACAGAAAAAGAAAAAGAAGAAGGUGAAGAAGGAUGGCAUGGAGAUGGAGGAACCUGAUUACGUAAAGAAGAAGAAGAAGGUGAAGAAGGAUGACACAGAGGUUGAAGAUCCAGAUGACGGGGGUGUUGACAUGGAUGAAGAGAAUGAUGGGGCAGUUCUGGAAUCUGAGGAUGGAGAGGCUAAUGUGAUUGCACCCACAGAAUCAAAAGGGAAGUAUGUACCUCCAAGUUUGCGUGCUGCUUCCAAUUCAGAAUCAGAAGAGAUUGCUCAGAUGCGUCGGAGAGUAAGAGGACUUCUGAACAGACUCUCAGAGUCAAAUGUGGAGUCUAUUACUCAGGAAAUUGCCACGCUUUUUCGAUCUGUUCCACGAAGUGUUGGCUCUCAGAUAAUUGGUGAUGAAGUUUUGGCUAGCUGUUCCCGAGGACCUCGUGGCAAUGAACAGUAUGCUGCUGUUUUUGCAGCCUUUGUUGCAGGCAUGUCUUGCUUGGUUGGUAUUGACUUCAGCGCCAAGAUCCUUGCGUCCAUUGCUAAGACGUUUGAGGAUGAGUACUCAAAAGAAGAUGGUCUAUCUCUGAGAAAUCUUACCUUACUCUUCUGCUAUCUGUGUAUAUUUGGUGUCAUCUCAAGUGAUCUCGUGUAUGAUCUUCUAUCAACUCUGAGCAAGCGAUUGACAGAGCUGGAUGUCUCUACAGUAGUGACCAUCCUACAGUGCUGCGGAAUGAAGCUGCGGGGUGAUGAUCCAGGUGCUAUGAAAGAUUUUGUCCUCGGUAUUCAGAACUCUGCGAAUCAGUUGAAAUUGCACUCUGGUGUUCGAGAAGACGGAGAAACAGAAAGACACGGCAAAAGAAUGGAAUUUAUGCUCAAUACCAUAUGUGACAUUAAGAACAAUAAGAAAAGGCCUAAAGAUGAUCCUUCACACUCCUCAAACCAUACUCGAAUAAAAAAGUGGCUUCAAAAGCUUAAGGCAGAAGAUGUCCUCUUGCGAGGGCUAACAUGGAGUAGGCUUUUGGACCCUGAUAAGAAAGGGCAAUGGUGGUUGUCUGGGGAUGUUCCAUCCACAGCAGGUAAUAUUGAAGAUGUUGCUGCUGUAAUAAGCAAGGAUGUUGCGGAGACACAAAAGCUUCUUCAGCUUGCAGCAGCUCAGCGGAUGAACACGGACAUACGAAGAGCAAUCUUUUGUAUUAUAAUGAGUGCCGAAGACUAUGUAGAUGCUUUUGAGAAGCUCUUGAGGCUGGGUCUUUCUGGGAAGCAGGAUCGAGAAAUUAUAAGGGUCAUUGUUGACUGUUGUCUGCAAGAAAAGAUGUUCAAUAAGUACUACACUGUCCUUGUUUCCAAGCUAUGCAGCCAUGAGAAAAAUCACAAGUUCAGCUUGCAGUACUGCAUCUGGGAUCAUUUCAAGGAGCUAGACAAUAUGGAGCCAAACCGAACCAUGAACCUUGCAAAACUAGUUGCAGAGAUGUUGUCAAAUUUCACCCUCUCCCUCGCAACUUUGAAGGUUGUCAACCUGUCAAACCCAGUGGAGAUGACUCCGGAGAGGAUCACCCAUUUCCAAAUGCUGUUUGAGACCUUACUACGGAAAGACGAUGCGCUGGUGUGGAAUGUCUUCACCCGUAUCGCUGGUCUUCCAGAGCUCGAGAUAUUGAGAGAUGGCAUUGUGCUGUUCAUCAAGCGGCAUGUGAUUGCUGAGGACUCUGGGAAGGACUUGGCUAGCAAAUUCAAGAUUGCAAAGAAGGCACUUGACAAUGCUGCUGGAGUCCUGAUGUAAGUUGCAUGGGAAGUGGGGUUCAAACUUCAAAGUCGGUGCCUUCCAAGCCCAUUGCCAUUUUUUGCAUCUUCGACACCCUUGUUUUCAUUUUUCGCUUUGUUCUUUCGGAGAAAGAAAGGAUAAAGUCCUCCCUGUACCCAUACUAGGAAUUAGAGAAAAUGCUAUCCCGAAGUUUUACAUGAAGUUCCAUCCGGUCCUAACAACUUCGUAUCGAGUUGCAAUAAUGCGUUGUUGCUCAAA